Carlito syrichta (Philippine tarsier) is the source of this 3701-nucleotide messenger RNA. It is a transcript of the gene GPD1L, whose product is annotated as glycerol-3-phosphate dehydrogenase 1 like. Gene Ontology annotation, molecular function: NAD binding; glycerol-3-phosphate dehydrogenase [NAD(P)+] activity; protein homodimerization activity. The transcript has 7 exons. Gene Ontology annotation, biological process: glycerol-3-phosphate catabolic process; carbohydrate metabolic process. Gene Ontology annotation, cellular component: glycerol-3-phosphate dehydrogenase (FAD) complex; cytosol. Lineage: Eukaryota; Metazoa; Chordata; Mammalia; Primates; Tarsiidae. The coding region runs from base 72 to 1010 and encodes 312 amino acids. The record is from RefSeq and is a predicted model, not a curated record.
GGGGUUCGGCUGUUGCAAAAAUAAUUGGUAAUAAUGUCAAGAAGCUUCAGAAGUUUGCCUCCACCGUCAAGAUGUGGGUCUUUGAAGAAACGGUUAAUGGGAGAAAACUGACAGACAUCAUAAAUAACGAUCACGAAAAUGUAAAGUAUCUUCCUGGACACAAGCUGCCAGAAAACGUGGUGGCCGUCUCCAGUCUCAGCGAGGCGGUACAGGACGCAGAUCUGCUGGUGUUUGUUAUUCCUCACCAGUUCAUCCACAGGAUCUGCGACGAGCUCACCGGGCGAGUGCCCAAGGAGGCGCUGGGCAUCACACUCAUCAAGGGCAUAGACGAGGGCCCUGAGGGGCUGAAGCUCAUUUCUGACAUCAUCCGAGAGAAGAUGGGCAUUGACAUCAGUGUGCUGAUGGGCGCCAACAUUGCCAACGAGGUGGCUGCGGAGAAGUUCUGUGAGACCACCAUCGGCAGCAAAGUCAUGGAGAAUGGCCUUCUCUUCAAGGAACUGCUACAGACCCCCAAUUUCCGGAUUACGGUGGUCGAUGACGCAGACACCGUCGAGCUCUGCGGUGCUCUUAAGAACAUCGUGGCUGUGGGUGCAGGGUUCUGUGACGGCCUCCGCUGCGGGGAUAACACCAAAGCCGCGGUCAUCCGCCUGGGGCUCAUGGAGAUGAUCGCCUUUGCCAGGAUCUUCUGCAAGGGCCAGGUGUCCACGGCCACCUUCCUGGAGAGCUGCGGGGUGGCCGACCUGAUCACCACCUGCUACGGAGGGCGGAACCGCAGGGUGGCUGAGGCCUUCGCCAGGACCGGGAAGACCAUUGAAGACCUGGAGCAGGAAAUGCUGAACGGGCAGAAACUCCAAGGCCCUCAGACUUCAGCCGAAGUGUACCGCAUCCUCAAGCAGAAGGGCCUGGUGGACAAGUUCCCGCUGUUCACGGCGGUGUAUCAGAUUUGCUAUGAGGGCAGACCCGUGCAGGAGAUGCUGUCCUGCCUGCAGCGCCAUCCAGAGCACAUAUAGAGUGGCCCUUGCAGCGUGCCGGGGACCUUCUGCCUUGCUCGUGGGUCCUUUGGGUACACGUGGAAGCCGGGACGUGGCCACAUGUGUGCAUGACGGUGAUCUCAUCAUGAAUGUGUAUGGAUUUUUACAGCUUCGUUUCUGGAUCGUGAGAGGCAGUUCAUUGGCUAAGAGGUACUGGGCAACACUGCAACACACAUUGUGUGUGUUUAUUUCUCAUUCUGUGGACGUUUCUAUGAACCCAAGUUAAAUGUCCUUUUGAAAAACGGCUUUUCAAAUUCCCCCGCUGUGGUAGUUUAUAUGAUUGGAACCACCUCAGCUAAAUUUUUUGGGUGGAAUUCAUAUGUAUUUGAGUGGAGGAGGGUUUUUUUUUUAUUCUUUUAAUGUUAAAAUUUAACCAGCAUUAACAUGGUAGUUAGUGUGGAGGGGGGUGCGUUCAAAGAUCAAUGUAUUUAAAUUUUAAACACUAUCUCAAAGCCAGCGUAAUUAACUACUUCGAUGGUGGGUUGAUCUUUUUUUAACAAUCAGAUAUUUUUAAUUCGAUAAUCCACUUAUAUACUUUCCUCUCGCUGCAGCUCUCUGCAUUUUUAGCCUCUUUUUCUCUUGGCUAGCCGUUGGAAUGUGCUUUUGUAAAGACUCAGCGGUGGCAGAAGACAGGACAUUCAUCUGGGGUUUUCCUGCUGUGACUGGCCCAGUCUUCUGAUUCACAACAGACACCUGUAGGACGAUCAGGGUUAGUUAGUGCUUUUUCACAGCCAUCUCUCCUCAGCCUCACAGAUCCACUGAGGAGGGGCUGCUGAUAUCCCUCGUGUUAGACGCAGGUGGCAGUGGUGGGUACGGGGACAGGGCCAAGGCCAAGUGCAGCGCCAACAUGCAGGGUCUUCUGAGAAGCCACUGGACUGAUUUGACCUUCAGCUAACUGGUGCAGCAAACACCAUGUGCAGCCUUUCCUGAGGGCACGGGAGGACUUCCUGGUGCUGAGGUGUGUGUAGGCUGCUGGCUCAUGAUGGGCCUCUUAGACAUGCAGGUUCCCGGGUCCCACCCCAGACCUCUGAAGUAGUGUGACAUCUGGGCCUCAGCUUGUCUUCACUACAAUGUGAGAACCACUACUUUAGAAAACAUCCUUUAGCUUGGCAUCCCUCAAGCUGUGUUCCCUAGGAAACAACGUCCUGGGAUUCAGGGUUCCAGGUGUUCCUGGAAAGGUCAUGUGAGUUUGGGGAAAGCUGUGUCUGCACACCUCUAGAAGGUUUUGGACAUGUGUCCACAUGCCAGCAGAACGUGCUUCCUUCACCCCACAAGUCGCAGACACGUGAGACCGUGGAGAUGUUUUGGCAAGGAAACUUGCUGGAGUUUUCGGGGAACACAGUUCUAUGCUUAGGUGAUCUCAGGACCCUUCCCUCUCUGCAAGAAAUUAGGAGGGAUAAGUACCUGUGGUAUCGUUGGUUCUGAACUUCUGCUGUUCAGGUCUGCCAUGAGUCUUUGAUGAAGCUUUAAGGUGACACUGUCACAGAACCAAGUAGAUAUCAGCCGCGCUGAAACGCACAUUAUGUGGAACAAGUGCUUUUAACUUUUAAUUCUAGGAACAGAGUGAGAAUCACUGUACCUUCUAAAUGAGCUUGGUUUCAGGGUGGCAUUGCACGGCCACCUUACAUGGCACUUGAUAAGUGUUCAAGGAAUGUGUGAAUGUAAUUUAUAUGUUUAUAAUAUAAAUUUGCUUUAUGAGAUUUGGGCCUAUCCCCCAGCCCUGGCUUAGGGUUUGUUUCCUUCUCUCCCUGAAACAGUUGUAGAAUAGAUUUUUGUGGGAAUUUUUAAAACUCGAUCCAAAACAUCUUUGGAGCAUUUUACAGCCCCAUACUCGGAAGCAUCUGUGAGCACACAAAUAUGGCCAUGCCUCAGCAGUUUGAGUGCCACCAUUCAGUUAUUCAGUUCCCCUCAUCUCCCGAUAAAUCUUUUUUAAAGUUUGUACAUAAGUAACAAAGAGUUACUUUUAAGGAUACAUCAAGGGCUGUAAGAUAAUGGUGAAGUUGCACCGUGAGAUGAGAGGAAGCAGGAUUUUGUAUAGUCUCAUCGGCCUCCAGCCUCCCGCCCUGGGUUCCACACUCGAGACAUUUAUUCACAAAUGCCCUCAUCCCUGCCACUCUCAAGUCUGCCGACUGUACCUCUUAAGCGUACUUAAAUUCUGCACAUUAUGGAAAAAGGUAAAUUUUAUAAGUUUCUGCUCUGCCAACUGUAGAUAUUUAUUCCUCUGUGAGUUAUCUAUUUUUGUAACCACCUGUGGUCCACCAUGUAUUUUAAUUUAAUUUCUUACUAAUCAUGGUAACAAGGAGGGAGACACCUAGAUUAGAAGCUGAAUUUGUACUAUUUCUGCCAAUCUGCGAAUGUAAAAAAUGACACCAUUGCCUUGCUGUAAUCCACCCUACUCUAAUAUGGAACACAUGCCUGUCUUGAAAUCCACCCUGGGAGAUGGCGUCGACCUAAACUUCUGGUUUUUCUUCGAACUUUUAACUGUAACGUGGCCCCUGGCAUCGAUGUAAGGCGGGUGGCGUGGUAAGAUGCCAGUGUACAAAGGGAACCUUCGUGUGUCACUAGUUCCUGCCUGCUAGCCUUUUACUUCCAUGAGUACUGUAUUUGUUUACAGACUAUAGUGGAUAUAUCAUUUUAAAAGCUUGGUCUAAUAAACAUUUAAUCCCCAAA